AGCCACUGGCUGUCUUCAAGAAGGCACUGGACAGGCACCUAAAGUCAGUACCUGACCAACUUGGCUGUGGUUUGUACGUCAGUUUGCUUGCUGACAGCAGUAACAGUCUGGUUGAUCAGGCCCUGAUCCAUCACGAGGCCUGGUCUCAGACUGAGCCAUGGGGGCAUUGACCCCGAAGCCCUCUCCAGGUAAACUCCAGAUCAAUCUUACAACAGAAAAAAUUAAUACUUUGGCUUUCCAGCAGCUGGUGUUUUAAAGCCCAUGCAAGUGGCAGAAAUAUUGCAGGUUAAAAGUUUUACCAAUCUAUUUAAUGAAAUGCACCACACUGUCAGAAAUACUACAUUCUGAGUGUUAAACCUUUGUAUCUUAGUUCACUUCAACAUUAUUGGUUACAUCAAAAGCUUCUAGAUGGAACUUCAGUAAUAACUUUAACAUGAAAUACGUAAAUCAUUUACAUUAUGAACAUCUGUAAUGUUAAAAUUAUAACAACUAUUGAUAUGAACAUAAAUAACAAAUUAUAUUUUGAUAAAUUAUUAUUAAAUCUUUAGUAAAACUCUAAUAAAUCAUAAGUAAGUUAAUGAAGGUGGAAAAAUAUCAGUGUUUAAAAGGCUUUCACAGAGUGUAUAGCAAGUAUGCUAUCACAAAUGAGAGCUCAUACAACAGAAAAAGUAUGGUCAUGUUCAGAGUGUUUUAAAGACUUCUCAUGUAAAUCAAGUCUUUUAAGACACAUGACAAUUCAUACAAGAGGGAAACAGUAUCAGUGCUCAAAAUGUGUUAAAGACUUUACACAUAAGUCACAAUUAUUAAUACAUAUGAGAAUUCAUACAGACAAGAAUCCAUACAGGUGCUUGCAGUGUCUAAAAGACUUUUCAAAAAAAUCACAUCUAAUAGAACACAUGAAAGUUCAUACUGAAGAGAAACCCUAUCAGUGUUCUGUGUGUCUGAAAGAUUUUAAACAUAAAUCAAGUGUAUUAACACACAUGAAAAUUCAUACAGGAGAGAAACCAUAUCAGUGCUCAGAGUGUCUUAAAGACUUUUCUCAUAAAUCAUAUAUGUUAUCACAUAUGCAAUUUCAUACAGCAGAAAAAUCAUGUAAGUGUUCAGUGUGUCUAAAGGACUUUUCAUGCAAAUCAAGUCUACUAAGACAUAUGAGAGUUCACAGUGGUGAGAAACCACAUAGAUGUUCAGUGUGCCUAAAAGAUUUUUCACGUAACUCUAAUCUGUUAGCACACAUGAGAGUUCAUACAGGAGAGAAACCAUAUCACUGUCCUGAGUGUCUAAAAGGCUUUUCACAUAAAUCGCAUUUAAUGCUACAUAAAAGGAUACAUACAGGAGAGAAACCAUUUAAGUGUUCCGAGUGUCAAAGAGGCUUUUCACGAAAAUCAUAUCUAAUAACUCACAUGAAAAUACAUACACGAAAUAAACUGUAUGAGGGUUCACAGAGUGUAAAAGACUUUUCACAUAAAUCAAAACUAUUAAAAUCUGUGAGAAUUCAUAAAGAAGAACAUAUCUGCAUUUAGAGUGUUUAAUAGACUAAUAAAAAUACAACUAAUGAAACACGUGAGAGUUUACAAGAAUCAAAUUUGUUAAUGGAAAUGGAAAAGUGAUAACAAAUUGCAUGAACAAUAUAGAUUGUGAUAAAUUAUUAAUAGGAUAGGGAUGUAGGAUUAAUUAUUGAGAAAAGAUUGUCACUAGAUUUUCAUAAAAUAAAAUUAUAAUAAACUUGUAUGCUUCA
Messenger RNA from Cherax quadricarinatus, 1735 nucleotides. NCBI's taxonomy places the organism in Eukaryota, Metazoa, Arthropoda, Malacostraca, Decapoda, Parastacidae. The record is from RefSeq and is a predicted model, not a curated record.